Molecule: messenger RNA, 1099 nt
Organism: Geodia barretti
Lineage: Eukaryota; Metazoa; Porifera; Demospongiae; Tetractinellida; Geodiidae
Source: the annotation of a GenBank genome assembly
CCAAUUUGUGCUUUUAUUGGGAAAGGGCGAACCUUUCGAAGAGGUGUACUUUAUGGCCACGGUACAAAACCGCACUUCUUACUGGGAACGGGCCAAGGAGCAAGGAUUCGACCUUUCCUGGUUGAGUCAGCUUGAGGAAAGCGUUACCGGUAAGGAUGUUGACGAGGUAUCCAGGAACGAUACAGGCCGGGUCGAAGGUUCCAUACCCCGCAACAAUGUUCCUCGGUUCGGAGCCUACACCUUCCGGACCAAGAGCGAGGUUUGGGCACAUAACCUGACCAAGCUCUACCACGAGUUUGUCACCCGCCAGUGGAGUUCCGCCACAGACAUCCCUUGGGAUACCAUCCAGGAACUGCCCGAUGACGUAGAGGCUGCUCAAUGUCAGUUGGCUACAUUCUUCGCCCAGGUGGAGUUUGUCGCCUCCGAUGUCCCGGGUCGGUUCAUUUCCUCAAUGUCCCCCGACUACCACGAGGUCCGGCUGGCUCUGCUGGCACAGGUUAUGGACGAGUCCCGCCAUCUGGACGUUUUCCGGAAGCGUGCCUUGGCCAACGGUGGCGGCCUGAUGCGAAUGAUCGACACCGUCAGCGAUGUCGUCGGUGGCAGCACGGAUAACGCCCGCGAAUUCACCGAGCUUUCGUCCCGCCUUCACAUCACUGGUGAAGGUAACGUAUUGACCCUCUUCCGGCUCGGCGAACUCAUGGCCUACAACGAGGCGGAAAAGGCGAUCUACCGGCGUUGCGCCCAGGACGAGGCGCGCCAUGUGGCCAUCGGCGUGCUUCACCUCCGCUACAUGAACGAAUUCGCCCCUGACCGGCGCGAAGAGAUUCACGGCUACCUGGAUGAGGGUGAAGCCCGACAGGCCACCGGAGCCGGUGGCGAGAAUCCGGCAGGGGUCAACACGCUCACCAGCGAGGCCUUGGCCGUUCUGCUCGGUGGCGGCAAGGACAAGGUUGAAGAGGGCCAGAAGAUCCUGAUGGCCAUCCGGCAACGGCAGGUCAAGGAGUACUUCCAGCGCCUCAAGUCCGCCGGUUUCGACGACCGGAUCCACAACGGCCGGGUCAAUCCCGCCUUGCUCGAGACCUACCAAGCGGCUGCGUAG